UGUACUUCCUUGUUGGCUGCUUCAACGUAUAGACGAACGUUUACUUUGAAUUUUCUCUUUGUCCACAGUUCAAAUGCCUUGAGAAUUACUGUUAUAUUAUGACUUAUAGUUCAUAUAAGCUUUUUUUCUGGUGUAGUGAGACUUAAAAUUGAUACUAUUAAUGUCUCGCGUCUUUAAUAAGGGAACCAGAAAGAGUACGUUUAUACGCAUCGUAUCUAAUAGAUUUCAAGGAAGUUAGAAGUUCAUUGGUUUCAAGGAACAUAAAAAAAAAAAAGAACAACAAGGAAACAAGCAAUUAACAGCAACACAAAUUAAGUGAUUCAAAUGAAUAUGGUUCGGUUGUAAUAACUCGUUUGAAAUAAAUAAUUGAAAAGCUGUUGCUAGAUUAAAUAAAGAUUGAAAGUAUUAAGACACCCUUCAUCCUAAAAUUCUGAAUAUGGACAUAGUUAAUUGCAAGGACAGUGCAAACCAAGAGCUAAUGCAUGCUGCUUUUGGAGGUGAUCUCGACGCCUUAAAGCUUCAAUUAUCAACGGUUGAAGAUCUAGAUACACAAUGGGAACAAGGCUUCACAGCGUUGAUGUUCGCUGUUCAAAACGACCACUACGACUCAGUGGAGCUCCUUGCUGCUAACCACGCCUCACUAGACAUUACAGAUGAAAACGGCAGGACCGCUCUUUAUCUUGCGGCUGAAGCAGGUCACCUAAACAGCCUGAAGAUUCUUCUCAACUAUGGAGCUUCUGUAUACAUUGCCAACAAAGACGGGAUAUCUCCGUUGAGCAUUUCGGCUCUUAAAGGUCAUCAACUUUGCGUUCGAGAACUAGUCAACGCUGGUUCCUACAUUGAAAGAAAAAGUUUUAAGGGCAUUACAGCUUUGAUGAAUGCCGCCGCGAAUGGGUUUCUUGAGUGCGUUGAGGAACUUAUCAAAGGUGGCGCCGAUGUCGACGCAACAGAUCUUUUUGGAGGAACAGCAGCAUCCAGAGCAGCGAAUUUAGGUCACUUGGAAUGUUUUCAUGCCCUUGUACAAGCUGGGGCAGAUGUUCUGUGGAGAGACGAUUCUGAGGAUUCGCUCUUUCAUAAAGCUAAAUUAAAACAAAAGGAAUAUGAUACUUCAAUUGAAAAAAAAUGUUUGAAUAUUUGUGCACCUCAAGAUGAUAUAAUUGAAUUAGAAACCACCAGUUGUUUAACAAGUGGAGAAGUAAUUGAAUUAGACCCAAUCUCUCAAAUAUUUAAAGCAAUAAAAAAUAAUGAGAUCGAUAGAGUCAAAUAUCUAAUAGACAACGGUUGUGAUGUGAAUUGGACUUCAAAGACAGGACAAACACCAUUAAUGUUAGCUUGCUGUCUUAAUUUUAUGGAUAUUGUAAGAUUUUUAAUUCAAGCUAAUGCAGAGAUUAAUGUCUCUGAUAGUAAUGGAUUAACUGCUCUCUCGUUUUGUGUCCAGUCGGGACAUUGGGAAUGUGCAGAGAUCCUGGUAAGUAACGGAGCCAAAGUCAAUGUAAUAAGCAUUUCCGGAGCAACACCCUUGCUGAAAGCGACACAAAAUGAUCAAUUCAGUUGCAUCGAUGCAUUAAUGAAAGGAUGCGAUACCCUCACUAUAGAAGGAGAUUUAAUGCCAUUACUUGUUCCAAUACGAAAUGGUCAAUUCCAAAACUUCUUAACUUUGGUCAAUUGGAUUUCACACCAUAGACAUUCUAAUUGUGUGAAAUUAGAUGAAAAAUGGGACAAUAUCAUGAAUGUAACUGAUUCUGCAGGCAUGACGCCACUAAUGUACGCAGCAUUACACAAUAAUUUAGAAUGUGUUGGAGAGUUACUAAGCACUAGAGCUAAGAUAGAUCUGAUGGAUAAUUUUGGCAGAACGGCUCUAAUGAUUGCUGUAGGCAACAACAAUAGUAAGAAUGUUCAAUUACUUUUAGAGUAUGGCGCAAACUGUAAUCUUUUAGACUGCAAAGGAAGAACAGCAUUAUUUUAUGCUGUUAAAUUAGCCUCAACAGAGACAGAAGCCACAUUUGGAGAUAAUAAACCUUUACAACGCUCACAAUGUAUUCAAUAUCUUAUUGGACACAAGGUCAUGAUUAACACAAUGGAUUCCAAAGGAAACACACCUUUGCAUGUGGCCGCAAAGACCGGCUGUGAUGAGGGUGUUACUAUUCUCCUGGACAAGAAGGCUGCAAAGUACAUAACAAAUAAAGAAGGCAGAACGCCUCUGAUGCUAGCAGCCACAAACAACAGAGUGAAAUGCCUGCAGGUUUUGACGGAGGCUAAAGUGGAUACUAAUCAAACGGAUUGUUUGGGGAUGACAGCUUUAAUCCUAGCAACACAGUCUAACAACAUCAACAUUGUCAAAGUCCUGUUAUUAGCUCGGGCUGAUGUUGACAUAAAAGACUUGAAUGGUGACACAGCGCUGAUACAUGCUGCUAGACAUGGUCAUUCACAAUGCUUAGAAUUACUUUUACAGAAUGGAGCUUUAACUGAUAUAACUAAUUCUAAAGGGGAAACUGCGUUAAUUGUAGCUAUAUCUUUUAAUCACAUCGCUUGCUUACAAACAUUGGUUGAAUAUGGCGUUAGUUGGAAUAAUAAACCUGUAGAAACAAUACUCAGCAUUAAUCCAAACGGAUUGAGACACAACAAACAAACAUUACCCACUCAGUCAGAGGCUGGACAUCAAUUCUGUUAUAAAAACAAAGAGUUAAUUCAUGCAGCCAAACGUGGUGACGUGUCUCUUUUGCAGUCACUUCUUGAGAAUGGAGCCUCAGUAAAUGCUGUGGACGAAAGUGGAGUCUCCUCCAUCAUGCUUGCAGCUCUGUACAACAAAUCACAAUGCGUCCAAAUUUUAAUUAUUGCUGGUGCAAACAUUGACAAGCGAAGCAAGAAAGGUAUAACGGCUCUAAUGAAUGCUUCCAACAGAGGUCACAAGCAAUGUGUUGAAAUGCUGCUUGCAGCCGGGGCCAAUGUUGACCUUGUUGACAAUACAAACAUGACUGCCUUAUCAAGAGCUGCCUCGAGAGGUCAUUUAGGUUGUUUGAAAGCUUUAUUAGCGUGUGGCGCUGACGUUAACACCUGCAACAAAAGUGGGCAAACUCCAUUAAUACUGUCAACGGAUAAUUGUAAAAUUGACUGCAUGUUGGAACUUAUUGAGUCAGGAUGUGAUGUCAACAGAAGAGAUUAUCAGGGAAGAUCUGCCCUAGCGAUUGCUAUCGAGAAUCGCAAUAACGAAGUAGCAGAAAUUCUCAUAAAACAAAGUUUUGAUAUAAAAACUGUGUCCAAUGAUAAAACAGCUUUGAUGAUAGCUGCAUGCUGCGGAAAUGUCACUAUUCUUGAGGAUUUGGUUUCCAAUUAUUGCUGUAUAGAUUUGGUGGAUAGCAAUGGUGACACUGCACUAAUACACUCUGCACGCUCAAGAAACAUCGAUUGCCUUAUCAAACUUAUAGAGCUUGGAGCAAACGUUGACAAACAAAAUAAUUACGGUGACACAGCUACUGUUAUAGCGACAAGAAACAACGACAUCCAAAGUCUUAAGAUUCUUUUAAAAGCAAGGGCCAAACGUAAUGCUGUGGCUAACAAUGAUGACUCAGCUCUAGGUGUCGCUGCUUCACAAGGCUUUAAAGAAUGUUUAGAACUUUUAAUCCAUGAAAAUGACUGCAUUGAUCUUGGUAACAAUCUUGGACAGACCCCAUUGAUGUUAUCUGUUGUAAAUAAACGGCUAGAAUGUAUAGAGAUGUUAAUUGAAGCUGGGGCCGAUGUCAAUGCAAAGUGUAAACAAGGUAACACUUGUCUUAUGUAUGCAACAUUACCUGGAAAUAUACAGAGUGUGAAACUUUUGCUUAAGAACGGCUCAGAUGUCAAUUUACAAAAUAAUGACGGUAACACUGCAUUGAUCAUGGCAGCGUCUGGAGGUUACGUCGACUGCUUACAGGCUCUUUUAGACUCGGCUGCUGAUGCUAACAUACAGAAUGCAAAGGGCAUGACGGCGUUAAUGAGAUCUGUUGCUAUUGGUGAAACCAGUCUAUUUCUUGAGUGCUCCAAGAUUUUGAUAGAAAAGGGCAGUCAACUAAAUCUAAAAGACAACAAUGGAAACACCGCUUUGCAUCAUGCAGCAUUAAACGGAAAUGCUAAAUGUGUAGCUCUUCUCGUUGACAACAAAUCGUUUUUGAAUGAAGUCAACAAGGAAGGCAAGACGUCAUUGCUGCUGGCAACUAUAAGCUUGCAAGAUGAGUGUCUCUCCAUUCUUCUGAAGGCUGGUGCUGACGUUAGCAUUAAAAGCAGCAAUGGGCUCAAUGCACUCAUGUACGCCUGCACAGUUAACUCUAAGGCCUGCCUAAACCUGCUACUACAGCAUACAUUUCCUUUGGAUGAAACUGAUUCAGACGGAAAAACUGCUUUAUACAUGGCCGCUAUAAAGGGAUUCACUAGUUGCGUUGAGGCAUUAGUUUUGGCAGGAGCUUCCGUCAACAUCUCCAAUAAUAUCAAAGUGACACCUCUAAUGAAAUCCGUGGAAGAAGACUGCACACAGUGUGCUAGUUUUUUAAUCAAAUCCGGGGCCAAUGUAAAUGAAGAAGAUAAAGAAGGUAACACAGCACUAAUGUAUUCAGCGAAGACUGGAAACGUUAAUUUAUUGCCAGAACUCAUUACCUCAGGAGCAGACCUUAACAAGGCUAAUGCCAAUGGAGUCACCCCAGUAAUGAGUGGUGUACUAAAUGGUAAAUUAGAUUGGGUUAAAAAGCUUGUUUCGUUAGGAUCUAAUAUAAGUGGUCAAGACAAAUUUGGAGAAACUGCUCUUAUGCACGCUGUUAAAACUUCAUAUCCCGAGAUGUUGGAUUACAUUUUGAUAAAAGAAAAGCACAUAAACGCAUUAAGACAUGAUGGAAAGUCUGCUUUUCACAUUGCUGUCUUAAAGAGGAACAUUACGUUCAUAGAAACACUUAUUAAACACGGAGCAAAUGUCAACGUUGCUGACAAUUCAGGGCGCACCCCAUUGAUUACUGCAUCCAGAUUUGGAAUUGUUGAUUGUGCCAAGACACUCUUAAAAAAUGGUGCAAACAUUAACUGUAGGUGUAUUGAAGGAAAAACCGCCGUCAUAUAUGCAGCGGCAAAUUGCUCAAUGCUUCAAGUUUUAAUCCGAUGGCAUCCAGAAUUAAAUACAGUUGAUAACGAAGGACAUUCAGCAUUGUUUUAUGCCAUUCAGAAAAACGCUCAUAAAUGCAUCCAGCUGCUCAUAGAAUUUGGAUCAGAUGUCAACAAAACUUCAACAGACGGUGAGACGUUUCUCCAGCAGGCCGUGAGGUUCCAAUUGACAGUGUCUGUGAAGACUAUUAUUCAAGCUGGAGCGUUUGUCAAUAAAGCAGACGCAACCGGAUGUACCCCAUUAAUGAUGGCCUGCACCAUUCAAAACACAAACAUAUUAAAUCUUCUCUUAAAGCGUGGUGCGCAAGUAAACGCUUGCAACGCUAAAAAAUUAACGUCUCUAAUGAUUACAGCAGCAUCUGGUGAUCUAUACAAUUUAAAGAUGUUGAUAGAUGUCGGUGCUGACAUAAAUGCAAUGGACGAUAAAGGCUGCACGAGUUUUAUCCACGCUACAAAACAUGGUCAUUUAGCAUGCGUUAAGCAGCUGAUUCUGACAGGAGCUGAUGUCAAUCACCGUACUCUUAAAGGCAAUACAGCUUUAAAGUAUGCGGCGAAAUUCGGACAUCUGGACUGCCUAAAAGUUCUAAUAGACUAUAAGGCUAAUAUUAACUCGGUAGAUAAUGAAGGAGCUACGCCUUUGAUCGCAGCUUUAGCUAGAGAAGAAGACGACUGCGUGCGAUGUCUUGUUGAGUCAGGGGCGGAUAUUAAUUGUACGUCUUCUCCAGUGUCGCCCCUGACGCUUGCGCUGGCCAGCAGAAACGUUGUUGUGCUAAGAAUGUUCACAGAAAAAAGUGUGGAUGUGAAAGAUUAUUGCAUUGACAUGGAGGACUUUUGCUAUCUCAUUGAGCAAAAUGAAAAGAAAAUAUUGCAAUAUUUUGUAUCGCAUUGCGUAAUACCAAAUAUUUACCAAGAGGAAGAUUCGGUCAUUGAAACAGCUUUGAACAGCGAGAACAUUGGAAUAGUCAAAUACUUCCUUAUUAAUAAUAUUGUCACUCAUGAUGAUCUUUUUUACGACCAAAACAUGAUUAUAGAACCUGAGCCAAGUGAUGAAAUGCAAACCUACAAUGGGCCUUUUCCUCUUGUAAAACUUGCUUAUCUUACUAUAUCUUCUAUUAUAGGAUAUGGCCCUGGCAGGACAGACAAAAUCAGUUCACUUCCUAUUCCUGAACAGAUCAAAAACUUGUUUCUUCACAAGGGCUACAUGGCACAAGUUUGCCCCAAACGUUGGAGCUCUAUUCCUAUAUGUUCAGAUAUGUUUGAAUUCGGAUCUAGACCGUUCUCAAACGGGCUGCUUUUUAACUGGCCAGUUGGUUACAGAGUGAAACUGUGCCAGUGUGGUUCUUGUCGAGGUGAAAAACUUCUAGAUUUUGAUGACAACAUACGUACGUAAUGAAUGCCUGAAACGAUUACGGAACCAAUAAGAAUUGUUUCUUUGUUUACUAGAGCUGAAACAACACUUUUAUAUCUGUCAGAUUACGAUGUACUUGGUGGUGUAUCAUUUAUUUGCGAUAACACAUUUUUUUUUUAUUCUUAGUCCCAUAGGAGAUGUUUGCGAUAAACUAAACACUGCCAACUUGCCAAGGACGCUUAAUUGUCACUGUUGCCAAGUAAAACAAACAAGAAUUGAGCUCUAAUGUUAACACUAUCUGAUUGCAUGGCUGUUGAUCUUCAUGGCAAAUCUCAUUUUUACAUCGAGUUACAUGCCUAUUUUUAUUAAAUCAGUUUCAAUUCAUAGAGUGAGAGUUUAUUUCAUUCUUUCAUACUGAGAUUGGUUUGUGUUAAGAACUGAAAUGUAACGAUCCAAAAAUAAUAAUCGCCAUAGUUUAACUCGCAGUCUGGACAUAUCAUCAAAGUGAACUGGAACUAAAUUAAUGAAUCUCCCCUUCUUACGCUAGACUACGUCAUGUUUCUAUAAAUAUCAAGACAAUUUAUACUGUCUAGUUGAUAUGUCUAAAAAGACGCUCUCAAUAUACCUAUUUAAAGCAGUCAUUUCUAUGGUGCAUUCAUAAAUUGCGUUAUAAGGCAAUAUCGUAUGAGUAUCAUUAGUGAAAGCGAGACUAAUUGUGAUAGUAGGUCUCAACACUGACCUGUAUCGUAGUGAGCAGUGGACCUAUAGCUCAUUACCAAGUCUUACAGACCUAUUAAAUUGCAACAAGCUAUUGGCUGAAGCUGCCCACAUGAUGCGACGUUGCAGGUCAGUGUUCCUGCCUACUAUGACGAUUAGUCUAGAUGAAAGACGUCAUGCUAGGGAAAUUUGCCAAAGUAAAAGUCCAAGGCUGGACGAGCAGCCUAUUUAUCUAUUAUCAGCUGAAACAAAACGAUGAUUUAUUUACUUUAUUAAUAAGUUUUUGAUUAUUUUAACAUUGUCAUUUAAUGGAAUAUUAAAGUUUUUGUUGUCAAUACAUGUUCUGUUUUAUCUGAAUUCUGUAAUCUAUGCUUCUGAAAAGUUAAUUUAAAGUUAAACGACAUUUUUAAAUAGUUUUUUAAUAGUCUUACAAAUCUAUGGAUUUUUUGUAUGUGUAUUUGUGUAUUUUUCUGUAAGCUAAGUAUUUCUAACUCUCAAAGUUACAGUGUAUUUUGGUUAUGUCUAAAAAGCUAUCCGGCUAUUAACUCUAGCCCUCCAGUUUGAUUAUGUGGGAAAUUUGUAAAACAGUCAUGUAAGAUAACAUUCGACAAUUGUUUUGGUAUUUUUUAUGAUAUGAUAUUACCAGGGUGUCAGGCCAUUUAGCUGACCUUACUUAACGCCAGGUCGAAAAAAAAAAGAUUUUCACGUUGGCAUGGUCUAAAGGGCGAAAAAAAACAACCACCUCACAGUUUGGGGUUAGGUGACUGAAGCAAGGUUAUCUGUCCGCCUGUUAAAAUAUCCAGUGCUUUAGUAACGGAAAGGAUUUGUAUUUAAUAUUCAUAAUUUUUCUUUAUAAUAACUGUACAAAUAUAUCUAAAUGUAAAAGAAAAAUAUAUUCAAAAGCUUUCAUUUUGCUUUAUAAUUUUAUUUUAUUUAUUGUAAACCUUAAACUUAAUAUAAGCUUUACAUUUUUAAAAAGUAUUUUUUAGUAUUUUAAUAGUUUUUUUUUCUCUAUUAACACUUGCAGAUCAUGCAAACCAUGCUUCAGUUUAUAAUAAGACACAAUGUUUAAUUAUUUAGUGGAAUCAAGUUGUAAUUUUACAAUUACAAAAAUGCACUCACAUCCCCCGUUAUUUCAUUUCUAUUAUUCUUUUUUAGCGGCCCCCGAAAGGGAAAAAGACGAUAUUAGUUUUGUGUGGCCUGUCUGUCCAUCCGUCCGUACGUCCCGUUUAGAUCUCGUAACCUAGAAAAGAUAAUGAAAAUCCAACAUCACAAUAUUUUAGAUCAUUCAAAGUUCUGAUGCAAUGGCUACUUUUUUCUUUUCUGAAAGCGGAAAAUCUAAUUUUUUAAAGCACUUAUGCAAGCAGUUUUUUCAUAAAUACAUCACUUUUACAACUAUUCACUAUUAAUAGUAAGAAACACUUGAGGCUCGUUAUUAGGGUUAAUAGUAAUACACUAUAUUUCUAACACAUUUAUGCAAACGGUUGUAGAUCUGUGGUCAAAAAAUUUAUUUUUUUUAUUUUGAUUGUUAAGUUAUACAAGUUUUGUUAUACUAAAUGUUUAUUAUUUUUUUAAGAGAAAAAAUCUAUUUAGUAUACAUAUAAGUCAAUCAUAAAUUAAAACAACUAUUAAUAAGUAGUUUUUCAUAUUAUCGCGUGAACUGCAGUGUUGAAUCCCUCAAUAUAGAACACCUAAACAAAGAAUUUUUUUUUUUUUAUACGGAAAUGUUUUAUUCUUGAGGAACUAGAGAUUGGCCCUUUACAAAACAAUUAGAUCAAUUAGAUAUUCAUUAUAAAACAUCAGUUAGGCCAGGCUGACAUCUAACUUCACAUUCACUUUCACCUAUCCUUUGAUCUGCUGGACCGCUGGGGCACCACACAAGAUCUGUUAACCAUUUUUCUCCAUUAUUUUCUGUCUUUUGUAGAAUUUCAUUCUGAUAAUAUUGAAACCUGCCUUUUUACCUGCCUGGGUGGACCACUUAGGGGGCCGAUUUUCAGUUAAUGUUUCCACACUAACUGUCUUUGUAAGCUUGUUUAUACUGUUUGCGACAGUGUUAUGAAUGCUCCUUUACAACUUUAUACAAUUGGACACCUUUUCGAAUGUGGGGAAAAAUUAUUACUUUUCUUGUAUUUUAACUUAUAUUAUUAAUUUAUUAGUAGUUAAAGUUAGGCAAUCAAUCACUGAUUACCGGCACCUAUUUAAAAAAAACAACAACAAACAAACACUGUAUAUGUGUAUAUAUAUAUAUGGUUACUGAAGUUUAAACUCUCAUAUACUAAACUAUUGCCUCGUACACUACAGACAUUUGUUGAAGGAAGUACAACUAAAAUUCACAACAUUCUUUAUUGUUCAUGUGACAUUUUAUAAUAAGUGUACAAUUUAAGUCGUAAACGUCUUCUUAUGCCCAAAGUAAAAACUUGAUUACAAUAUAUAUGACCUGAAAGCAUCAAUAGGGUUGUAAAGUUUUGUUCUUGUAUUGAGGCUAAUGUCUAGAUAUAAGCCUGUUCCAAUAUUACUGGGUUACUAGUUUCAGGAAAUGCACACAAUUCAAACAUGCACUAGGAUGACUGUUGUAUAUUUUGUUUGUUUUAUAAGAUAAUCUGUGAUAAUUUUGUUAUAGCAAUUACAAAUAUUUUUACCAAUUGUUUUGUUUUUGUUUUGCGCAAUUUGGUGCUUGUAGCUUUCUUUAUAGGCCAUGAUCCUAUCGCUUGUAUGGACCAGGUGGAAAGGGGUGGGGAAAAGAAAAAAGGGUAUGUGGGGGUAUGUGGGGGUAUGUGGGGGAUCGCUUGUUAAAUACAUUUAUUAAAAAUGUGAACAACUCGAAUUCGAACUCAAGAGCUAAUGCAUCCCCAGCCUCCUCAAGCCAAUAUACGAACAAUGUAUAAAGGCGACUAAUUCAACUCGUACCCCCUUAUCAGUCAAGUAAAAUUUCUUUCCCUUGUUUGAGAUACCAAACAAAAAAUUAAUUAUUAAUAAUUAACUAAUUGGAUAUUUUUUAUUAUUGAUUCUUGUGUUGUCAGGUACAAGAAAAAAAACAAUGGAAAAAUUCAGCUUGAUCCGAGCUUAGGUGUGGGAGAAAUGACGUAUAUAAAUCUUUCUAAAAAACGUAUGACCCAACAACUGUUCUUUAGGGAUUCUAAAUUUUCUAAAACAAAGUCUUUAUUUAAAGUUAUGAAGUGAAUAUGUGUUUCCAAGGUAACGACGUGGAAAGGGCACAUUUGUUUUUGGCUGGCUGGUUUAUGAUGAAACCACGACAUGGUCUGCCAUCAUUCAUUUUAAUAAAAGUCACGUGUGUAAAAGUUUAACAGGAGAAAAAGCUAGAGACAGUCGGAAAACCCUAAUAUAUAGGUAUUGAAUAUAAAUGCAUGCUCCAUACAAUAUAUAGGUAUUGAAUAUAAAUGCAUAAUCCAUACAAUAUAUAGGUAUUGAAUAUAAAUGCAUGCUCCAUACAAUAUAUAGGUAUUGAAUAUAAAUGCGUGCUCCAUACAAUAUAUAGGUAUUGAAUAUAAAUGCAUAAUCCAUACAAUAUAUAGGUAUUGAAUAUAAAUGCAUGCUCCAUACAAUAUAUAGGUAUUGAAUAUAAAUGCAUGCUCCAUACAAUAUAUAGGUAUUGAAUAUAAAUGCAUGCUCCAUACAUUAUAUAGGUAUUGAAUAUAAAUGCGUGCUCCAUACAAUAUAUAGGUAUUGAAUAUAAAUGCAUAAUCCAUACAUUAUAUAGGUAUUGAAUAUAAAUGCAUGCUCCAUACAAUAUAUAGGUAUUGAAUAUAAAUGCAUAAUCCAUACAAUAUAUAGGUAUUGAAUAUAAAUGCAUGCUCCAUACAUUUUUAGUUACUUUUUUUUUUACUAUUUUUGUGAUUCUGUACAAAAAUAUAGUUCUACGUUCUACAAAGGGCUAAAAUAGUGGUUCCCCAAUGGAUCCACUAGAAAUUUUCUAUAAGUAUUAUUUUGAUAUCAUUGAUUUGUUUAUUGAAAUUAACAGAUUAACAUGGUUAGAUAUUUUUACACUUAUGAUAUGAGAAGGUAGAAUGUCAAGUGCAGGGGGUGUACGAUGUGAGGUUGUGGGUGUGUUUAUUUAUUUUAUUAGUUUUGAAUGUUGAACUGUUUUAGCAUGGGGUUUUCAAGGGGGGACAAUAAGGUUUCCUGUGGUCAGUCUAGCAGUUGGAGAGCUGACCAGGUCUGAGUAGGGUGUUUGUAAUUGAUUUUCGGUUAUUAUGCCAACAGUAAGGAGAUGUUAUAUAAUUAUUCUUGCUAUGCGUGCGUGCUGAAUAUUCGGGGUAAUGCUAUGUUGUGUCAUGAUACCCUUAUGUAAUCCAUUAUUGAAUCUAAUCUAGGCGCCCUGGAGUAUUUAAUUUGUGCAUACAAAGUACAUUUAGUAUUGAUGAUUAUGUAUUCCAUAGUAUAUGUGUAACCCAUUGUUUGCUGUAAAUAAAUACAAAUUGUCUACUCCUUUGUUGAGUGUACUGUAUAAUACUUGUACGCUUGUAAGGGUCUACAGUUGGGCCAUUCAAUUACGCCCGUCAAAGAACUACCAUAAGUUCUUUACAUCUGGUGUCUCGUGGUGAAAAAAGCCUGGACCUCUGGCCGCAGAAAGUGUAUCAGUACAUGAGAGUAGUUAUAUGAGUUAUAUGGGUUAUAUUAGUUCUAUGAGUAUAUAUCAUAUGUUAAUUUUUAUGCAAAUUUUCUAACGUCUUUCAGAUUGUUCUGUGUAGACGUGAUAAAAAAGUCAAAUUAAUAAACAAGGUAUCUCCCA
This is a messenger RNA of Biomphalaria glabrata, 11933 nucleotides long. RefSeq lists its product as uncharacterized. The coding region runs from base 437 to 6508 and encodes 2023 amino acids. Gene Ontology annotation, molecular function: protein binding. Lineage: Eukaryota; Metazoa; Mollusca; Gastropoda; Planorbidae. The transcript has 2 exons. The record is from RefSeq and is a predicted model, not a curated record.